This is a messenger RNA of Asparagus officinalis (garden asparagus), 1279 nucleotides long. Its product is annotated as cinnamoyl-CoA reductase 1-like. The coding region runs from base 90 to 1064 and encodes 324 amino acids. The transcript has 6 exons. Gene Ontology annotation, molecular function: oxidoreductase activity, acting on the CH-OH group of donors, NAD or NADP as acceptor. The record is from RefSeq and is a predicted model, not a curated record. NCBI's taxonomy places the organism in Eukaryota, Viridiplantae, Streptophyta, Magnoliopsida, Asparagales, Asparagaceae.
GCUCAUCCAACGCCAGCGAAUUAAUCUCGAUAUAAACCCUUUAUAGAAUUUUCGAGAGAUCGAGAGAGAGAGAGAGAGAGAGAGAGAGGAUGAGCGGAAACGGGAAGGUUGUGUGCGUGACCGGAGCAUCAGGUUACAUAGCAUCGUGGCUGGUGAAGCUCCUCCUCGGUCAGGGUUACACCGUCAAGGCCUCUGUCAGAGACCCCGCUGAUCCGAAGAAAACAGAACAUUUGCGUGCUUUGGGUGGAGCCAAUGAGAGAUUGCAUCUGAUUAAAGCAAAUUUAUUGGAAGAAGGCUCUUUUGAUUCUGUUGUUGAUGGGUGUGAAGGUGUCUUUCAUACUGCUUCUCCAUUCUAUCAUGCUGUCACGGAUCCACAGGCCGAGUUAAUUGAUCCUGCGGUGAAGGGAACUCUUAAUGUUCUGAGUUCGUGCAAGAAAACUCCAACAGUGAAAAGGGUUGUUGUUACCUCAUCCAUGGCUGCUGUUGCAUUUAAUGGAAGACCACGAACUCCUGAUGUGGUAGUUGAUGAGACGUGGUUUUCUAAUUCGGAAUUUUGCAGGCAGUCAAAGUUAUGGUAUGUACUAUCAAAGACCUUGGCAGAAGAGGCUGCUUGGAAGUUUGCAAAGGAUAAUUCGAUAGAUAUUGUUACAAUAAACCCAGCAAUGGUUAUAGGGCCUCUUCUUCAGCCAACCCUUAACACAAGUUCUGCUGCAAUCUUGAACUUGAUAAAUGGAUCAUCAACAUAUCCCAAUUCAACCUUCGGGUGGGUAAAUGUCCAGGAUGUUGCCAAGGCACAUAUCCUAGCAUAUGAAGUUCCUACAGCAAGUGGAAGAUACUGUUUAGUUGAGAGUGUUGCUCACUAUUCAGAGGUUGUGAAGAUUUUGCGAGAACUAUAUCCUUCUCUUCAGCUCCCUCAAAAUUGUGCUGAUGACAAGCCCUUUAUGCCAACUUACCAAGUUUCCAAAGAGAAGACUAAAGGGCUCGGCAUCGACUACAUUCCUCUGAAAACAAGCCUCAAGGAGACUGUUGAAAGUUUGAAGGAGAAGGGGUUUGUGAGCUUUUGAGAAAGAAACUGACGACUUCUUUAAAGUAAAAUAGAUGCCUAUAUUGUUAUAUUCUGCAUCAAUAUAAGCUGUCGCUUAGAAAUUUAUAUAUAUCUGAAUAAAGUGGAGGAUUUGAACCUUAAAAACUUUUUGAAUAUUGAUGAAAGGUAUUGUUCUUCUCCAGUAGUCAUUUUGAUAUUUCCCAAGAAUAAAAAAGCGCAAAUAAGGAAUUCCCA